Messenger RNA from Gymnogyps californianus (California condor), 3114 nucleotides. RefSeq names its product holocytochrome c-type synthase. Bases 96 to 914 code for a protein of 272 amino acids. Gene Ontology annotation, cellular component: mitochondrion. Gene Ontology annotation, biological process: cytochrome c-heme linkage. NCBI's taxonomy places the organism in Eukaryota, Metazoa, Chordata, Aves, Accipitriformes, Cathartidae. The transcript is spliced from 7 exons. The record is from RefSeq and is a predicted model, not a curated record. Gene Ontology annotation, molecular function: holocytochrome-c synthase activity.
GGCUUAUUUUGGAAACUUCCGUCUGCUUGCAGAGCUCUCCACUCCUUUUGUCAAUCAGCGAAACUUGAUCUAAAAAGGCCCCGUGUGCGGAAGCCAUGGGUUUGUCUGCGUCCUCCCCGGCUGCUGCAGGUCAGUCACCGAAUGCAUCCAAGCAACAUCAGGUGGCAUCUCCACCUUCAGAAUGUCCUAUGCAUCAGGAAAAAAUGAGCGGUUGUCCAAUGCACAUGAAGACUCCUGAUCAUAGAACUGAGAACACAGAUGAUGUUCCCGCACAUCAAGAAAGAGCAUAUGAAUUUGUAGCAUGUCCAGUGAAGUCUGGUGCAUCUCAAGUGAAAGAUGACAUAGAUCCUAGCAAUAUGAUGCCUCCUCCUAAUCAGCAGCCAUCUCCCGGUCAACCGUUUCCAUUGUCAACUGUUAGAGAAGAAUCUUCCAUUCCUAGAGCACAUUCUGACAAGAAAUGGGUCUACCCUUCAGAGCAGAUGUUCUGGAAUGCUAUGCUAAGAAAAGGGUGGAGGUGGAAAGAUGAUGACAUAACAGGUGAAGAUAUGACCAACAUUAUUAAGAUUCACAACCAAAAUAAUGAGCAAGCUUGGAAGGAGAUUCUGAAGUGGGAAGCUCUUCAUGCUGUGGAAUGUCCAUGUGGACCAUCACUGAUGCGAUUUGGAGGCAAAGCAAAGGAGUAUUCACCAAGAGCCAGAAUACGUUCAUGGAUGGGAUAUGAACUUCCCUUUGACAGACAUGAUUGGAUUGUUGACCGAUGUGGAAAAGAAGUGCGAUACGUUAUUGAUUACUAUGAUGGUGGAGCAGUAGAUAAGAACUACCAGUUCACUAUCCUGGAUGUUCGCCCUGCGUUCGACUCUCUCUCGGCUGUAUGGGACAGAAUGAAGGUAGCUUGGUGGCGGUGGACUUCGUAACUACUCCUGUGGUGUGUAGUCAAAAAGUAAACCACUUUCCUCCUAGACUGAGGAUAAGUGAAUACUAGGACUUGAAAUAGAGGUUCACUGCAACUGUCAUUAUUUUCAUCAUCACCACUGUUCUUUGGGGGUGGGAAGGGAGGAUGGGGAAAUCCGUUGUUAAGUACACCGAUGCUUUAUGGUGUUGUGAGUGAAAUAAUAAAGUUAUAGUAGCAAAAACAUGUAUCUUAAUUUUAUUAAGAGCUGGGAAAUCUUUUCUUACUUUGUCGCAGAUUCUGCGUAAGCUUGCCACCUUUUUAUUUCAUGACUCCAGUGCUGCACCAAAUACAUUAGGUUUCUGAUUCUGACUGGAGUUUUGAGUAUUAAAUAGUGAAAACUGGAAAUUUCAUAAAUGAUUUCACGUAGUUACAGUAUUUGGAUACUCAGAUGAUGAAUAAAGGGUAAAAGAUCUGGACUGUUUCAAACUGCAUGUUUCAUUAACUAUAUAAACAAUACACAUGGGCACUUUGUUUUCACAUGGGCACUUUACCUGUUCAAAUACAUGCUUCCUCAGAAAACUUUAGUCAAAUUUAUUGUGUUAAAGGACGUAUAGUGUAGUAUGAGUAUUUUUAAAGGUAUAUUAAGUUGAAAAGGAGAAUAUACUCAUGCCUUAAUCUGUAAUUUAUCUUUGAACCAGAACAACAUCUGUUAGAAGCAGGAAAUCAGUGUCAGUUACUUUUAAAACAACGUUUCUAAAAGGAGAUAAAACUGAUUUUUAAUCGCUAUUUAUUUGAGUAUUUAAAAGGUUUGUUUUCUGAUGUAAGAAAACUGUAUUCUUUUAGUACUUUCAUGUCUUUAAUGUGUGUCUCAUGUAAUGCAUUUUGGACAGAAUUAAGCCUCAUUUAAAGAAACUGUCGUGCAGUCUACGGUAGCAUAACCUUUUUUUUAUAUAAUACGAAAUCGCACAAGAGUGUAUGACUACACAGUCAUAAAUGUUUCUGGAUAGUGAUUAUAGUGAGGCAUAUUAACAGAUGUGUAUAUAACUUGGCUAAAAGGGUAUCAAAAGUGCUAAGAAAUAAGGUUGAUUUGAGUGUUUUCUAGGAGUGAUGCAUGUUAAUGCUGUGUGGCUUAAAGAUUUGAUUAAUGUAUGUGCUUAAUAAGGGAAACUAACUUUUUUUUUUUUAAGUCUUCCACUGUAAUAGCUUUAAAUUUGCAUGGCUUGGUAAAUUACAGGUGCCACAUACCCCUAAAUUUAAAUUAUUCCUCCCUUUCAGCAUAUAUUACUCUUGAGAAUUAGUCUUCCAUGUAAAACACUUGGGAAGGAAAGGAGUAAGAGAGUGUCACAUUGUAGCUUCUUGAAUGGGAGAAGCUUACUUUGUGAAACUUCACAACCUUAACUGGGAACCAGCUGUACAUUCAUUUUAUGAAAGUGGUUAUUUUUAACUGACAUUGGAAGCUUUUUUUUUCUUUUUUUUUCCCUGAGGGGAAGGCCCCUCUAUGUUUCAGUCAAGUAACUUCCCAUUUAGGAAAAAAUUAUUCAGGGAAGCUUCCAUACUUUAAUGGAGAUGAAUGGUUCCCACUUCAGAGGCAACUGUCCUGCAUGGUAGGAAUAAAUAUUACCCAGAAGUCCACAGUCUUAAAAGAAAACCAUGCUCUUACCCCCAUCCACUUUCCUCAUUCCUUUUUCACCUUUUUAGUGAUUCAUAUAUAUAAAUGAAAAAUAGUUUGGGGGGAAAAAAAAAUCUCCAUCUGCGUAGGCAAUGUAUGUAUGAGAUAUGAGAAGUGCAUGAGCUUGUAUGAAGCAUAUCUGAUAAUGAAAGAGCUGCUCCUCUCUGUUCUACAGUAAAGACGGAGGCUUACUGCUUUUUGGGGUGGGUUUUUUUUGUUUGGUUCAUUUAUGUAUACAUUUGGUAACUUGAUAUAUGCAGAAUUCUGUGUUUCUCACAACUAAAUAUGGAAAAGGUACAUCAAUGUAGGGAGUGCUUCAGAAGCUUCAAAAGAGCAAGUUUGCUUUGUUGAUUUUGGAAGUGUGAUGUUGAGUGCAUUAUGGAAACUGUAAUUGCUGCUAAAUCUGGUGAAAGGUGUCACAUGCCACUUCAUGCAUUUACCAUCUUGUUAUGUUCCAUCUCACAUAGAUUCAAGUUGUUCUUUUCUGUGCUACUGUUAAUGAAAUGUACUACUUUGUCAUCAAACAAAAGGGAGAAUCAAAUAAAUACACUUU